Messenger RNA from Cylicocyclus nassatus, 2647 nucleotides. The record is from the annotation of a GenBank genome assembly. NCBI's taxonomy places the organism in Eukaryota, Metazoa, Nematoda, Chromadorea, Rhabditida, Strongylidae.
ACGUAACACAAUGAAGUGUCCUUCAACGAUUACAAUGAAGAAGUAUCGGUUUCUCUACAAUAUUGACGCAGAUAUUACACAGCUUCAGCCAUUUUAUGAAUGUACUUUGUGUCAAAAACACGGCUAUCACAUUACUCGACGUAAUCAAGAUGCCAAGUAUCUUCAUCUCCCUGAUGAAGCUCAGAGGAAGCGAAAGGUAAUGAUCGCAGCACUUCUUCUAUUGCCAGUAGUCCUUAGCCAGUCGAUCCAGAAUAUUAGUGUAGGAUUCCCAAAUGCCUGGGAUGGGGACAAAUUUCGUGAGCUCUACUGCCCUAGCAGAAAUAUUCCGAAAUUUCUAGAUGGCUACUUUCUCUGUCAAUUAUCAGCUUCUUAUGGGGACAUGAAUGCUCCUCCGGGAAAAAAACUCAAUCAUAUGAUUGAUGCAAUAGGAGCUUUGGGAUCUUUUCACAUUAGCAAUGGACAAGUCAUAUUCUCAUCGCAAUACUAUCCUUCACAACCCUACAAAAUAUGGGAGUUUUAUGACCGUAACAUGACAAAGUCCGGGGUGCCAUGGGCUGGAUGGUCCGACUAUAAUUUGACUUCUAUGGCUAAAUGGGAGCAAAUCCCUCCUAAUCCUGAUUCUGCUCGUUUCCAUCCAAAUCUCGAUUUUUGGAAAAUUGGAAACAAAAUUUUGGCAGGAACUGAGGCACCCUACUGGAUCGGAUAUGAAUUCGAUGUGCGCAGCCUAACCAAGUUCAAGCUGUUUGAAUUUACUGAGGAUAAUAACAUAUUUUCUGCUCCUCGUCCCUCCAUGAUACCUAUUUCUAUGGCUAUCCAUGAAAGAAGUGAUCCCGAUGGCACCAUUUGGGGUUCAUUUUCAGCAAUGAAUUUUGAAGAACAGCGAUUCUAUCAGGGUAUUUUCACGAUAAACAGCAAAGGUGUCCGAAAAGUAGUUGGUAUGUUUGACUAUGGUAUUUGGGAUCCAAAGGCUUGUGGAAGAAACGACGAAUAUAUUGGUGACAAGACCUUACUUCCUGGCUACAUUCACUCUAUAACCUCGACAGAGAACUAUGUGAUCAUUCCCAUCACCUCACUUCUUAUAAACCCAUGCAAGUUCAAAGAACCGCCUCCAUCUAAUGCCCGGGACAAUAUACAAAAAGGCGGACUUUGGGGAAUGGACUUUUAUGACAUGGUCCCUCUGAGAUUUCUCAUUUUCAACAAAAAGACCAAAACUUUCGCUACGGAGCAGCCUCUAGAAGUGUUUCCUUCCAUGUUUAUAACUCAUCAGCUCAACGCUUAUGACUCCCCAGAUGGAAAUAUUAUUGCCGAUAUGGUCGUUUACGAUUCACAUGAUCCUUACGUCAAGUAUUUCUACACUGAUUUUCUUGUAUCACAACUUUAUCCAAGCACAGCAAGAGUUUUACGAUUCACACUUGACCCGAGACAGCAGAGGGUAAUGUACAACUAUAUUCUUCCCCAGGAAACGAUAGCUGCAGAAUUUCCGCAAGUCAACCAUAAAUACGAUCAAAAACCCUAUCAAUGGGCUUAUAUUGUUGAACAUCCAUUCGCUAGCAGUAAUCGCAUUAUCAAAAUCAACGUGGAUGAACCAGCUGGUACAAGAAAUCAAGAAUACAGAGCUGAACAUAAUGUCGUUCUUCAUGAGCCAUGGUUCGUGGCAAGACCAGAUGCGGUCAAGGAAGAUGAUGGUGUACUGCUAAUUCGAGCUUUAGAUGUACAUGAGAACAAAGCACAACUUCUUGUAAUAGAUGCUGGAACUAUGAAGGAGAUAGGAAGGGCAUUUGUGCCAAUAUCGAUUCCAUUUGGAUUCCAUAACAGAUUCUAUUCCAAGCAAGAUUUGGGACUGCCAGACGGCUUCUCUUUGGGUGCUGGCACCAGCCAAUUCAGACCAGCAGAAAAGAAGGUCCCAUCAUCAAAGAAAGGAUUCUAUACGCUUCCUCUAAGAAAGUACUCUACUCCAACGCCUUCUAGUACGCCGUCCACGUCCAAAGUCACAGAAACUACGACUAUACCAACUACGACAACUACUUCUACUACUACAACGACUGUACCAACAACAACCACUACAGCUCGCAGAAUAUCAACGACAACGAGGGAAGUCCCACGCACAGAAACAACACAAGUUUGGACAUCUACAACUCGUCCUUCGACAACUUGGACGAGUCCAACGACAGUAUCCACUACACGUUUCUUGGCCACGAAAAUUCCACGAUGGUGGCCUUUGGCUGCCACGACGUUCGAAUCACCUUGGUGGCAUCAAGUACAACAAGGACAGGCCACUAUACCACCAUUCUCAAGUCGAAGAAAAAUUGCUGUCAAAACAGACACUUCCGCCAACUCCGUCACUUUCGCAAAUAAUACUUCUACUUCUGUCGCUUCAGACUUAUAUUCUGAAACAUUAACUGCACUAUGCUCUUGGAUUCCAAGAGUAUUCUCCGGAAUAUCACCUGAAAACUGCUUACAGCAAGGCAAAAAAGCGGCAAGAUGGAUCUCUCCAUUAGCAAGUGGCUAUGCUGAACAGUUUCGACUUGGAAAAGCCAAUGAAGUAGUAAAGCCUGACAGCGCUCCGUCGGUGACGCCAACUCUGCGAGCGCAAAGGAGCCCGGGAUACGGUAGUGAUCCUGUCAGCCCCCAAUUACCGUAUCCUUAA